Messenger RNA from Carlito syrichta (Philippine tarsier), 1115 nucleotides. It is a transcript of the gene SLC16A10, whose product is annotated as solute carrier family 16 member 10. Gene Ontology annotation, molecular function: monocarboxylic acid transmembrane transporter activity. The transcript is spliced from 5 exons. Bases 17 to 1039 code for a protein of 340 amino acids. The record is from RefSeq and is a predicted model, not a curated record. Gene Ontology annotation, biological process: transmembrane transport. NCBI's taxonomy places the organism in Eukaryota, Metazoa, Chordata, Mammalia, Primates, Tarsiidae.
GGUGGGGUCUCUCUCCAUGGGGAUGAUUUUCUUCUGCUGCCCAAUAGUCAGCGUCUUCACGGAUAUAUUCGGAUGUCGGAAGACAGCUGUCGUGGGCGCCGCCGUUGGAUUCAUCGGACUCAUGGCCAGCUCUUUCGUCAGCUCCAUCGAGCCUCUGUACUUCACCUAUGGCAUCAUAUUCGCCUGCGGCUGCUCCUUCACCUACCAGCCCUCGCUGGUCAUCCUGGGCCACUACUUCAAGAAGCGCCUGGGCCUGGUGAAUGGCAUCGUCACGGCCGGCAGCAGCGUCUUCACCAUCCUGCUGCCCCUGCUCCUGCGGGUUCUCAUCGACAGUGUGGGCCUCUUCUACACCCUGCGGAUCCUCUGCGUCUUCAUGUUCAUCCUCUUUCUGGCUGGCUUCACUUACCGGCCUCUUGUUCCUAGGACCAAAGACAAGGAGAGUGGAAGCAGCGGAGCCUCCCUCUUUUCCAGGAGAAAGUUCAGUCCCCCCAAAAAGAUUUUCAAUUUUGCCAUCUUCAAGGUGACAGCGUACACGGUGUGGGCAGCUGGAAUCCCGCUGGCGCUUUUCGGAUACUUUGUGCCUUAUGUCCACUUGAUGAAACAUGUGAACGAAAGAUUCCAAGAAGAAAAGAACAAAGAGGUGGUUCUCAUGUGCAUUGGCAUCACAUCAGGGGUCGGCCGGCUGCUCUUUGGCCGGAUUGCAGAUUACGUGCCCGGUGCCAAGAAGGUGUACCUGCAGGUCCUCUCGUUUCUCUUCAUUGGUCUCAUGUCCAUGAUGGUUCCCCUGUGCAGCGUCUUCGGGGCCCUCAUCGCCGUCUGCCUCAUCAUGGGCCUCUUCGACGGAUGCUUCAUUUCCAUCAUGGCUCCCAUCGCCUUUGAGCUUGUUGGCGCCCAGGACGUCUCCCAAGCGAUUGGCUUUCUGCUGGGAUUCAUGUCCGUGCCCAUGACGGUGGGCCCACCCGUGGCAGGGGAUGAGUGUGGCUAUCCUGGGACCCACGUUUCCAGAUCUGGCGGCAAACGUGAACCGGAACAUCAGUAGUCUGUCUUUAAUCUUUGUGGGCCGUGCCUUUGGAUAUUUGAGCGGCUCUGUGAUUGGUGGAGUUCUUUUUGACAUC